This is a messenger RNA of Leptosia nina, 744 nucleotides long. NCBI's taxonomy places the organism in Eukaryota, Metazoa, Arthropoda, Insecta, Lepidoptera, Pieridae. The record is from the annotation of a GenBank genome assembly.
AUGAGGAAGAAGACUAUAAUCAUAACAUUUAUCUGGUUUACAAACACGAGCGUGUAUGUUGGAUUGUCCUAUUAUGCUCCAGUGCUUGGUGGUGAUGAAUUUUUGAACUUCUUUCUGGCUGGUGUUGUGGAACUGCCGACGUAUUUGUUCUUGUGGCCGUCUAUGGAAAGGUUGGGGAGGCGUUGGACUCUGUGCAUGAGCAUGGUAGUUGGCGGGGUAGCUUGCCUGACUACAUUCUUGGUGCAACACGAAACCAACGUAACCCUGGCACUAUACUGUGUUGGAAAGAUGGGGAUAUCUUCAUCAUUCGUCGUUCUACCUCUUAUGGCAUCCGAAUUGUACCCAACAGUUGUCCGAGGCUUGGGCAUGAGCUUAAGCUCCGUUUUGGGAAUGCUGGGACCUAUUUUUAUACCAUUAGUCAAUUAUUUGGGUUCUGACAUAAUGGUUCUACCUUUAAUCAUUAUGGGCGCUUUAUUGGUCGCAGGAGGCAUUGCUAGCUUACUUCUUCCAGAAACUCUAAACCAACAUCUCCCACAGACUUUGGAGGACGGUGAAAAAAUGGGAUUGGAUACAGAUUUUUGUUGCAGUCCACCCGUUAAAGAGCCUAAGAAUGACGGGGAGAAUGAGAAAACUUGCAAUAAAUGUAAUGCUCUUUGUUCGUGCCAAAUUGUUAGCAUACCUUUAGUUGAAAAUGUUAGCACCGAAAAGGAAUUGCAAGCUGUUGAAUUUAUUUUAGUGAAAUAA